This is a messenger RNA of Caenorhabditis angaria, 733 nucleotides long. Lineage: Eukaryota; Metazoa; Nematoda; Chromadorea; Rhabditida; Rhabditidae. The record is from the annotation of a GenBank genome assembly.
AUGAUCAUUACACUGAAAUUAUUUCUUCUAUUUGUUCUCGAAAUAAACUCAGGUAAAAAUGUUUGAAAAAGUAUAUAUGUACCUCAAUUUUUCAGGAGUUAUCACAACUUCUUCGCCAUUUAACGCGUCUGAAGAGUUGAACAAAAUCAAAAAAACGUGUUUGACUGAUGAAGAACAUUACGAAAUAUCGGGAAAUAAAUUUGAGCAAGGUUGGGCUCGAGAACUCAAUCGUGUUACAAUUGAGCAAGCUCUAUUCAUAAUAGGAUGCUCAGAAAUUCGGAAAGCUCUCGGAUUUCCAAAGUAUUUAGGAUCAUGGCAAAAUCAUGGAAUGCCAAAAAUUGAAGAAAUUGAGGAUGCGCCGAGUUUAGAAAAAUAUUUUGAACUACAAAUAUUGUAUAGUAUAAGCAGGAGCGCUGAACUUUUUUUCGUUACCGAUCAAGAUUUGUCAACGGCAAUUCAAUUUUUGGACAAGAGAUUUCCUGCAAUUCGUAUGGUAUUUAGAGAGAAAUUUGAAAAGUACCUGGAGACCAUGAAGGCCAAUAACAAGAGUAUCAAUCGAAACACAAUUGAUUAUUUGCUUAUAGAAAAUGAGAUGAUACAGAGAAUGGUGAAAGACGCAACUGGUGUGAUGUUUUACAGUAGGAAAUGUACAAAAUACUCCAUUCCAGAUACAUCGUUUUUAUACUUGAAAACAGUCAAGGAAUGCUUGCAAAGAAAAACAUGUUCUUGCUAA